GCCGGCGCGCUGGGUUGGGUGGGGCUAGGCUGCGGGAAAAAGCAAUAGGGAAGGGGCUGCCAGCCGUGUCGAGAAUUGCUGUAGCUCUUUCUGUGGGCAGGUGCUGCUGGUUUUUGGAUUAUGAGAAAAAAUACGUGAUUGCCAGAGGAGAUGAUGCUCCGGUGCUGAACAGCUCUCUGGUGACGAAAGCUCCCGCUGCUCUUCUCUCCCUCAGUCGAUUUAUUCAUACUGAAACCUCUUGUUUUUAGGUUUUCUUUCCUGCAGUGAGCUCCUGAAAGUCUUCUGACAGUGAGAUCAAAGUCCCUUUUUCAGCUCAUCUUUCCAGAUGUCAAGCUUUGUUUGACUCUUCGGUUUCUCGUAGUUGAAGAAUGUAUGUUUAUUUUCUUUCUGCAGCUAUGUUAUUGAUACUACUUCAUCUGUUUAAUGGUUUUAAAGAGAGUAUAAAAAACCUGAGCAUCCUGAAGCUAAAGUAGGUAGCGUUCAAUGAUCUGGUCUGUAACUAAAUCGGUGUGCCAUACACUGUCUGAAGAGAACAAGUAUUUUGCCCUUACAUAUGCACCUUUGUGUCUGUGUGUAUACGUACAUACCUCUGCAUGUGUGCAUACGGUUAUACAUACUUGUAUGUCCAUAUACAUACAAACAUAUGAGUGUGUAUAUUUCUAUGUAAAAAAAAAAAGGGAGUAUAUAUGGUUUUGUUCACAGAUGCGUCAGCACUGAAGUUAUUAUUCAGAAUGAAGCACUUACUUAAAACAGCAGACUAUUAUUUAAGUUAACGCAAUAUAAAUAAUAUUACUUUUUUUUCAUUAUAAGCAGCUUAUAAGAGUUGUGGGCACUUUAUAUUGGCUCUGUGCUUCCUUAUUCUCAGGAAACUAGUCAGUGAUGUGCAGCAUGAGGAGUAAGUGGUUGGAGUAUACCUCUUCGGGGAUUUCGUGGACCUCAGCAGUGUAAAUCACUUGUCUGAUACAAUUUAAUCUGGUUCCAGCAGUUUUGAGUCCUGGGAAAACGCACGUGAAGUUCACAUUGCCUUUUGUUGUUCUGUGUAACAGCAGGCGCAAUUUCUGGAGAGGUUCCAAAUCUGAUCACCUGAUUAAUAUUCAUGUUUUGACUUAAAUGCUUUAGUCAGUCUGGUCAAACCUUGGCAACACAAGUGUGUGGUAUUGCGCUGAUGUUUUGCCGUCAAUACUGUUGCUGUCUGUCAAAGUAAGCAGAAAGACAAAGUCAAAAAAGGAAGAGGAUGCAAGCAAGGGCAGGUAGCCAGGGAGGAAUUCAGGGAGAUUGUUCAAGCAGUCGGGGAUUAAGCUGGGAAAGCUAAAUUCCUGAUGGAAUUAAAUCCAGCCAGGGAUGUCAGGAGCAACGAGAAAAGUUUCUCUAGGUAUGCUGGUGAUGAAAGGAAGAUUAGGAAAAAUGUGGGCCCUCUCUGGAAGGAGACAAGAGACCUGGUUACCUAAGACAUGCAGAAAGCUAAGAUUUUUAUUUUUCUUAAAUGGCGACAUUAAUUCACACUUUAGCGGAUCAUAGUGAUGAUGUCAACUACUGCGCCUUCUCAUCGUCGUGCUUGGCUACUUGUUCCUUGGACAAAACAAUCCGUGUUUAUUCUUUGAGCGACUUCGCGGAGCUGCCGUACUCGCCGCUGGAAGGUCACGCGUACGCCGUGCACUGCUGCUGCUUCUCGCCGUCGGGACGCGUGCUGGCCUCGUGCUCCACGGACGGCACCGUCGUGCUCUGGGACCCCCGCGACGGCCGCAGGCUGGCCGUGCUGCCGCAGCCCGGCGCCAGCCCCGUCAGGGUCUGCCGCUUCUCCCCCGACGCCUCCUGCCUGCUGGCAGGGGCGGCGGAUGGCAGCGUGGUGCUCUGGAACGUGCAGUCCUUGAAGCUGUACCGAUCUGGGAAAGUUAAAGGUGGUUCUUUGAUGGCUUGUGCAUUUUCUCCCAAUGGAAGUUUCUUUGUCACUGGAUCAUCAAGUGGUGAUUUAACCAUUUGGGAUGAUAAAAUGAGAUGCCUGUAUAAUGAAAAAGCACAUGAUCUUGGCGUUACCUGCUGUGAUAUUUCUUCACAUCCAGUAUCUGAUAGUGAAAAUGGAUUCACAUACUUCCAGAUGGCUUCCUGUGGACAAGAUAAUAAAACCAAACUGUGGCUUAUUUUGUUUGCAGAUUUCUUAGGUGUUCAGUUAAAAUAUAAGUGCACACUGAAUGGGCACUCUGCCCCAGUUCUGGCUUGUGCAUUUUCGUGUGAUGGACAGAUGAUAGUCUCAGGGUCUGUGGACAAGUGCGUCAUUAUCCAUGAAACUAGUACUGGCAAUACCCUUCAUACUUUGUCUCAGCAUACAAGAUACGUUACAACUUGUGCUUUUGCACCACAUAGUCCCUUACUUGCCACAGGCUCAAUGGAUAAAACUGUGCACAUAUGGCAGCUUGACCUUAAGCAAUCCUGUGCAGGAGAUACUGUAGAAAAUGAAUCAAAGGUGGCUGUUGAGGACUGGUCAGAGGAUGAUGUUUCAGCCUGGCUUUGUGCACAGGAUUUAGCAGACUUCGUUGGACUUUUCAAAAUUAAUAAUAUUGAUGGCAAGGAACUACUGAAACUUACUAAGGAAAGUCUUGCUAAUGAAUUAAAAAUUGAGUCUCUAGGCCUGCGCAGUAAAGUUCUCCAGAAAAUUGAAGAACUAAGGAUGACAACGAUCUCGGUUUCUGUUCCUGAUGAGUUCCUAUGUCCCAUAACAAGAGAGCUUAUGAAUGAUCCUGUCAUUGCCACAGAUGGCUAUUCCUAUGAAAGGGAAGCAAUGGAAAACUGGAUCAGCAAUAGACGAUCUAGUCCCAUGACGAAUCUUCCUCUCCACUCUCUUAUGCUCACACCAAACAGGACACUAAAAAUGGCCAUUACUCGCUGGCUAGAGACUCAGCAGAAAUAGUUAAACCACUUAAUUUUGAAGUUGUUUGUUAAAAUUAAUUGAAAGUUUAUGCAGCUGAAGGAAUUCACUGUAUCAGAAAACAAAUGGAAAGAUGUGUUUCUCUUCUAAUCUGUGGCUGGUUCAGCCUUCACUGGUGGAAACUCCCAGAAAAACUUAAUUUCCUGGUAGUUCUACUUUGUGGUAUUUCUGUUUAGGAAUCAAGUACUCAAACUCAAUUUUUCAAGUAAAAUUUUCUUAAAUUUUUUUACUACAUUUAUGCGUUUUGAGUCUUCAUCUUGCCAAGUCAGUCUUUCAGAAGGUAAGAAAUAGCGAAGUAUAGGAUCUCUAUUUCUUUUUCUAGUAUAAUAAACCAAAAUGUGUCUGUCUUUCUCUGUUCCUCACUACUGGACACGUAGUUGGAAAAGCUGGGAGAGAGUUUCUCCUGUAACCAUCAGGGAUUGCAUCUCAUCCCACAGGUAUAUUAAUAAUCUUUAUUUUGUAUGGAAAGAGUACAGUAGCUGUGCAAAAAUAGAACUACAGGACAAGACUAAUAUAGGACUUGUACAAAAUAUCAAAUAAACAGUAAACAAUAAAUAA
Sturnus vulgaris (Common starling) is the source of this 3481-nucleotide messenger RNA. The record is from RefSeq and is a predicted model, not a curated record. Lineage: Eukaryota; Metazoa; Chordata; Aves; Passeriformes; Sturnidae.